AUGACUAAAUCUACUAAAAAAGAUAUUCUUUUUAAUUAUGGUUCCUUGUUCAUCCUACUUAUAUCUGUUGUGUAAUUGGUUAUUAUGAGACUUUAAAAUAAAUAGAAAGGGUUAAGAUUGAAGAAUUUGGAUCAACCAUAAAAGCUUAUGGAUAAAGUUAAGGUUUAUUUUAAAUUUUAGAUAUAGAUUUCUUGCAAAAAAGGAAUUUAUGAAUUGGAAUCAAAGCCACAAUUAUGGAAGAAUAAAAUUAGGAUUGAAUGA
Paramecium tetraurelia is the source of this 261-nucleotide messenger RNA. RefSeq lists its product as uncharacterized. The record is from RefSeq and is a predicted model, not a curated record. NCBI's taxonomy places the organism in Eukaryota, Ciliophora, Oligohymenophorea, Peniculida, Parameciidae. The transcript has a single exon.